Molecule: messenger RNA, 636 nt
Organism: Oreochromis aureus
Lineage: Eukaryota; Metazoa; Chordata; Actinopteri; Cichliformes; Cichlidae
Gene: mrpl33
Product: mitochondrial ribosomal protein L33
Exons: 4
Coding region: 119-316 (65 amino acids)
Biological process (GO): translation
Cellular component (GO): ribosome; mitochondrion
Molecular function (GO): structural constituent of ribosome
Source: RefSeq, a predicted model, not a curated record
UUUUAACGUGACCCGGAAGUGUUUUUAUUUACACCGGAUAUAGAGCUUGUCAAUGUGACCUGCCUUUACUCGCACACAGUUAUGUUUUAAUAGACGAGAUUAGAUAAAUACUUAGAAAAUGUUUCUCACCACAGUAAACUUGGCGAAGGCAAAAUCCAAGACCAUCCUGGUGCAGAUGGUGAGUGCUGCAGGGACCGGAUACUUCUUCAACACAAAGAGGAACCGACUCAGAGACAAACUGGUGCUGCGCAAACAUGAUCCAUUUGUGAACAAGCACGUCCUGUUUUUUGAGAAGAGGAAGAUCAGAUCGAUUUAACCGCAGCACACCAACACACACAGAUGGACAAAAUGAACUUGCAGAGGUUUAAAGGCAUCGUUUUUAUUGCCGGGGAUGGUACAGCGGGUUAAUCGGAUGGCUGACGUGUUUAUCAGAGGAUUUCUUCCUGGAUGGAUAAAAGUGGAACUCCAGGCUUGAACAAAACAGACUUAAAACCAGAAAAGUGAUGUUAUGUAAGGGGACCACCGCUGCCAUGAUCUGAAGCUGUUCAUUGGUUCAAAAUAUUUAUUUAAUUGGGUGAAUGUACUUUGUGAAACAUUUGUUGUGGUUAAUUCAAAUAAAAUAAUCUCAAUGAUUAA